Molecule: messenger RNA, 2055 nt
Organism: Halichondria panicea
Lineage: Eukaryota; Metazoa; Porifera; Demospongiae; Suberitida; Halichondriidae
Product: cryptochrome-2-like
Exons: 8
Coding region: 103-1914 (603 amino acids)
Biological process (GO): entrainment of circadian clock by photoperiod; circadian regulation of gene expression
Cellular component (GO): cytoplasm; nucleus
Molecular function (GO): DNA binding; FAD binding; deoxyribodipyrimidine photo-lyase activity
Source: RefSeq, a predicted model, not a curated record
AGUCGUUGCAUAAUCAUUUUGAUUCUAACACAUUGGCUAAUGAUACUUACAGAGGAAGCAAACAGCUAGCUUCUCUAUGUACGGACACAGUCUAGUCUAGCCAUGAAUGUAGCAAGUCUUUCUUCUCCUGUGAGAAGCCCAUUGUCCACAACCUCCACAACCAUUGACUACCCCAAUCUUGCAAGUGACUCUGGUGCAAGUACCAGCAGCUCUCUAGACUUCCUCGAAGAAUUUUGUUUAUCCGACUCUGAUGAGUCUCCCAGUUGUAUGGCCAAGCCCUUGGAACCUCAAACAUGCCUUUAUUGGGUACGCAUGAGCUCUCUUCGUGUCCACGACAACCCGGCCUUCACUGCAGCAAUGAGAACCGCUGGAAUGAGAUUUAGAGCUGUUUUUAUGUACGACCCAUGGUUCGAAUCUGGACAACAUUUCGGACUAAACAGGUGGAGAUUUUUGAUAGAAUCUUUGGAGGAUCUCGACAAGACCCUUCAGUCCUAUGGUACCCGACUCUAUGUGGCCAAGGGGCAGCCGCUGGUUCUGCUUGAGAAGCUCUGUAUUCGCUGGAAUGUGAGAUCCAUGGCGUACCAGAUUGACAAAGAUGUGGACAGUCAUAUCCUCGAGCAAACUGUGGAUGUUCUGGCAACGAAAUUGGGAAUUACUCUCUCCAAGUUUGAUGGCCACACUUUAUACGAGAGUGAGAAACUUGUGCAGCCAAAUUCAGCAGUCAUGACUCUCAAAGAAUUCAAAGCCAUGUUAUCCAGUUAUGGACCCCCUGAGAAGCCGAUACAGCCUCCUGCUCCACGUACUGGAGUACCCUUCGAUCUUGGCCUACCAGAAGAAUUCAGAUUACCCACCCUUCAAGAAGUUGGUUUCUCCAACCAGGAGACAGUUCGCGCUCAUUUGUUGUGGAUGGGAGGGGAGAGCGUAGCACUGCAGAAAGUCACCACUUACGUCAAAACCAGAGCAAAGAUGAAUCCAGUUUCAGCUGAAGCUCUUCUAGACAAGUCAUCUUUGAGUCCUUACAUCCGAUUUGGAUGCCUCUCUGUCCGAUAUCUGUUUUGGAAAGUGAAAGAGUUAGUGUCUGAAGAUUCGUCUCUGGAGGAGUUCCAGAAGUCUUUUAUAUCUGGACUGCUGACCAGAGAGUUCUUUUUUACAGUGGCUUCUCAAGUACCCAACUUUGAUAGUUACUAUAACAACAAGAUCUGCGUCCAGCUGCCCUGGUCUGAUGAUAAGGAAAUGUUCAGGCUUUGGAGGUAUGGCAAGACAGGCUUCCCCUGGAUCGAUGCAGCCAUGAGGCAGCUAUGGCAGGAAGGGUGGAUCCAUUACCUCCUGAGAGAGAGUGUUGCAUUUUUCCUAACAAGAGGAGAGCUGUGGAUAUCCUGGGAGCAGGGCAGAAGAGUUUUUGGAGAGCUGCUAUUGGAUUAUGAGAACUCUGUGUCUAGUGGAUGUUGGAUGAAAAGCUCUGGCUCUGCAUUCAUCAAUGAAACUAUGGAGUUCUUCUGUCCAGUCACUUACGGUACAGAGAUUGAUCCGGCUGGAGAUUACAUUCGAACCUACAUCCCUGAGCUCAAAAACUUUCCAAAUGAGUACAUUUACUGUCCUUGGACAGCCCCGGUGAGCGUACAGGUGGCUGCCAGCUGUCGUAUCGGAUCUGACUACCCUCUCCCCAUCAUCAACCACAUCACAACUGGAGCUCUAUGCAAUUUCAGACUGCAGACUAUUAUGUCCUUGUUACACUCUCUCAAUACUUCUUCUCCUCCUGUAUCCACACAACCACCGGCCUCUGGUCAUGUGUCUACACAACCACCGGCCUCACAACCACCGGCCUCUGGUCAUGUGUCUACACAACCACCGGCCUCACAACCACCGACCUCUGGUCAUGACACAACUUCACCUUCCUCAGCUGAAGUGCUAUAACUGUAUUUGGCUGUUGUACUGUGUUCUGUUUCUAUAUCCCAUUCAUUCCCUUUUAAUCCGUUGUGCAGGUUACUAUUAUCAAACUAUUAUGUACUCAGCACCCACCACCCUGUGAUUUAUUAAAUUUGCAAAUCAAAUAAA